AGCGUGUGUAGUUGCACAUCCAGGCCAGCAGGGGGCGGUAAACUUCUCUCUGGACCUCUGCCUGUAGCUCCCUCAUACAGAGAUUGUGUAUACGGAAGAUGACUCACUCUAUUUCGUCUUCCUGACGGGCGACUACAACUACCACCAGGUGCGAAUGUGAGCAGAGUAGAGCGAGACGACCCGUAAAGUAGAGCAGAGUGAGACGUCGUGUGUUGUUCCUCCUCUGUAGCAGCCGUGGUUGCUUUCCGCUCCGCAGGAAUGUUGGACCCCAAACACUGGACGAAGGUCUGCUGAGUGACAGCUCGUAACGUUUCUGUGCAGGAGUAUGAGAGUCCCCUCACCGCCGAGCUCAACAUGAGAGAGUGGUGGAUCCAUGUGGGUUUGAUCUGCAUCCCGCUGGUAGCCGUCUACCUGCACAUCCCGCCCCCCCAGCUGUCUGCUGCCCUGCAGAAGUGGCACGGUGCCGGGGAGGUGUUCCACUUCAGGGGCAGGGAGAUCUUCUACAGAGACUCCUACGGUGCUUUGGGAAGCUCCGAUGUCGUCAUUCUCCUCCACGGCUUCCCGACCUCCAGCUACGACUGGAACAAGAUCUGGGACCCACUUACCCAGCGUUUCCAUCGAGUCAUCGCUCUGGACUUUCUGGGUUUUGGCUUCAGUGAGAAGCCGCGACCCCACAGAUACUCCAUCUUCGAGCAGGCCAGUGUGGUGGAGGCUCUGGCGGCUCACUUGGGUCUGAGCAACCAGCGAGUGAAUCUGAUUUCCCACGACUAUGGAGACACCGUGGCCCUGGAGCUGCUUUACAGGAGUGACCAAAAUCGCACAGGUCACCUGAUCUUUAACAGCCUGUGUCUUUCUAACGGAGGAUUAUUCCCGGAAACACAUCACCCACGGCUGCUGCAGACGAUACUGAAGGACUCCAGUUUUCUGGCUCCAUUUCUGACACGUCUCACCAACUUUAUGAUCUUCCAAAAGGGGAUUGGAGACGUCUUUGGUCCGUACACGCAGCCCACAGACGCAGAGUUUUGGGACAUGUGGACGGGUAUACGCUACAACGAUGGCAACUUAGUUAUGGACAGUAUUCUGCAGUACAUCAACCAGAGACUAAAACACAGAGAGCGAUGGGUGGGCGCACUCACUUCCACCUUCGUCCCACUGCACAUGAUCUACGGACCCCUGGACCCAGUCAACCCUCAUCCCCAGUUCAUCCGUCUUUACCAGAAGCUGGUCCAGAGGUCGACCGUCACCAUUUUAGACGAGCACAUCAGUCACUACCCUCAGCUGGAAGAUCCCACCGGCUUCCUCAACGCAUAUUUCAAUUUCAUUCACUCUUUCUGAACCAAAAUGCAACGCCCGCGUUCCAAGAAUGAAAUCAAGCCACUUGGUACUUUUGCUUUCAGUGAUACAUGACCUUUCCUGAUGAUUGUAAACAGGAGAAAAGACGAGCUAAUUUACCAGCAACAACCCCUGAAAUGUCAAUUAUUGACAUUCAAAGAUCAAAUGUGAGCUAGAAACUUGAUUGUAUUUAAUGCAACUAAUCUGAUGGACAGUGUUAAUUUAUGAAACCGCGGAUGAUGCAUGAUACUUAAGUUAUGUUUGGUUGUGUGAUUAUUGAAUUUAUCUGUGGGACACAUGUUUCGAUUCCCUCCAUUUUCCGUUGGUUGCGAUCAGUUGCGCUCUGAAUGAAUUUUGAUAUGAUUUUCUACA
Molecule: messenger RNA, 1704 nt
Organism: Larimichthys crocea (large yellow croaker)
Lineage: Eukaryota; Metazoa; Chordata; Actinopteri; Sciaenidae
Gene: mest
Product: mesoderm specific transcript
Exons: 12
Coding region: 355-1335 (326 amino acids)
Biological process (GO): acylglycerol catabolic process
Cellular component (GO): membrane
Molecular function (GO): monoacylglycerol lipase activity
Source: RefSeq, a predicted model, not a curated record